Molecule: messenger RNA, 2458 nt
Organism: Piliocolobus tephrosceles (Ugandan red Colobus)
Lineage: Eukaryota; Metazoa; Chordata; Mammalia; Primates; Cercopithecidae
Gene: TRMU
Product: tRNA mitochondrial 2-thiouridylase
Exons: 11
Coding region: 598-2166 (522 amino acids)
Biological process (GO): tRNA wobble position uridine thiolation
Cellular component (GO): mitochondrion
Molecular function (GO): sulfurtransferase activity
Source: RefSeq, a predicted model, not a curated record
CCUUGUUAGCCAGGAUGGUCUCGAUCUCCUGACCUCAUGAUCCGCCCGUCUCGGCCUCCCAAAGUGCUGGGAUUACAGGCUUGAGCCACCGCGCCCGGCCUGACAGUCUUAAGUCUGUUUUGACGUUAAUGCUGGUCCGAAUUCCAAAGGGAGGAGGGUCUACUGAGGCGGGUCCCACCCGGCUUUUCCCAUCAGAGCCCGAACUCGCGGUUCAGGUUCCCUUUAGGACGCCCCUGGCCGAGAGGAGGGCUCCAACGGCUGGCUGCGGGACUUAGAAUUUUAUUUUUGGUUUACAGCGCAGAAGAAGAGCAGUGAGGACGGGGCGCGGGUGGGGGGUGCAAGGCGGCGGCUCCAAGAAAAGUCAGCCCCUCGCGGACCGACAGAGUCUCCGCACCCCGCGGGUCGGUGGAGCAUCAGUGGCGAGCGCAGGCCGGUGCUCGGGAAACACCGCCGCCGGGCAGGGGAGGGCCGGACGGAACGCGAGCGCGUGGCCGCGGCUUCCGGCCGGGCCACUAGCGCGGACCCUACGACCGGGGCGGGACUUCCGGCAAGGCGCGGAAGCGGCGGUAGUGGCAAGUGAAGUUGCGUGGCUGACGGAUGCAGGCGGUGCGGCACGUCGUGUGUGCCCUGUCCGGCGGCGUGGACAGCGCCGUGGCCGCGCUGCUGCUGAGGCGAAGAGGUUACCAGGUGACAGGGGUGUUCAUGAAGAACUGGGACUCACUGGAUGAACACGGGGUGUGUACUGCCGACAAAGACUGUGAAGAUGCUUACAGAGUUUGCCAGAUCUUAGACAUCCCUUUCCAUCAAGUGUCCUACAUAAAGGAGUAUUGGAACGACGUGUUCAGUGAUUUUUUGAAUGAGUAUGAAAAAGGAAGGACUCCCAAUCCUGACAUAGUUUGCAACAAGCACAUCAAAUUCAGUUGCUUUUUUCAUUACGCUGUGGAUAAUCUUGGGGCAGAUGCCAUUGCCACAGGCCACUAUGCAAGAACUUCACUGGAAGAUGAAGAAGUCUUUCAGCAGAAGCACAUUAAGAGGCCAGAAGGGCUUUUCCGAAAUCGGUUUGAAGUUAGAAACGCGGUAAAACUCCUCCAGGCAGCUGACAGCUUUAAAGACCAGACCUUCUUUCUCAGCCAGGUUUCCCAGGAUGCUCUGAGGAGAACCAUCUUCCCUCUGGGGGGAUUAACAAAACAGUUUGUAAAGAAAAUCGCUGCUGAGAACAGACUUAAUCAUGUGCUUCAGAAGAAAGAGAGCAUGGGCAUGUGUUUCAUCGGGAAGAGGAAUUUUGAACAUUUCCUUCUUCAGUAUUUGCAGCCUCGACCUGGUCACUUUAUUUCCAUAGAAGACAAUAAGGUUCUGGGAACACAUAAAGGUUGGUUCCUGUAUACCUUGGGCCAGAGAGCAAACAUCGGUGGCCUGAGAGAGCCCUGGUACGUGGUAGAGAAGGACGGCGUCAAGGGCAAUGUGUUUGUGGCCCCCCGGAAAGACCACCCAGCCCUAUACAGGGACCUGCUGAGGACCAGCCGCGUGCACUGGAUCACUGAGGAGCCGCCUGCAGCGCUGGUCCGGGACAAGAUGAUGGAGUGCCACUUCCGAUUCCGCCACCAGAUGGCACUAGUGCCCUGCGUGCUGACCCUCAAUCAAGAUGGCACCGUGUGGGUGACAGCUGUGCAGGCUGUGCAUGCCCUUGCCACAGGACAGCUCCACAUUCCCAAGGGCUUCAGAGACCUGCCAGUUCCUGGAGUGGCCCCUGUGACUGUCCCCCUCGGGAGAGGUACCCUGACCCUGAAGACCCUCCCUAGUGAAGCUGCUGGGUGCCCCAGGCCCCUCUCCUGUUCAGCAGCAGCAGCAAAACCCUGCUCCCCUGGCAGCUCAGCCGCCUGGCGUUCCGAGCACAGGCCAAAGCCCAGGGGGGACCACUCUGCCCCUGCCUGCCCUGGGCUGGCUCCCUGUGGCACCCAUAAUGCCAGGGUCUGUCUUCCCUACAGUUUGCUGUGUUCUACAAGGGGGAUGAGUGCCUGGGCAGCGGGAAGAUCGUGCGGCUGGGGCCGUCCGCCUACACACUCCAGAGGGGCCAGCACAGAGGCGGGGUGGCCAUCGAGAACCCCAGUGCUGGCCCAGAAGAUGGCCCAGGCCUGCGUCCCUUGCCUUGACAGACGGAGCUGCUAGAAGGAACCUGGAGAGCAGGCCCAGGGCCGGGUAGCUGGUGAGCAGUAAGCUGGCCCAGCUUACUGCUGCCCAAAGCAGAGGAAGCUGGGCUGGUUAAGGGUCCGAAAAGCCUGCAGGGGCCUAGGCGAGCCCCAGGAAGAGCCUCACCUCCAGGCUGGGCUCUGGCUGCCAGAGCAUCUGCUGGCUGGUGGGGUGGCCCGAGUUCCCCUUCACCACCCCCAGGGUUUCCCACCUCAGAGCACACCGAGGGGAGCUGCAGGGACAGCGUGGAAUAAACCUUCUUUCAAGGACA